GGGAAUGCACAAGAUAGCGAGCCAAAAUGGGAAGUGGGCCGAAUACCGCGUUAUUAUCAGCGCGGGCUCAGCUGUUCAGUGUGCUCGUGACCCUCUGUCUUUCAACCAUGAGUCGACGGCAAACUCCAAAUGAGUUUCUGCAGCAGAUUAUUGGACGGCCUGUUGUUGUCAAGCUGAACUCAGGUGUUGACUACAGAGGUGUUCUUGCGUGUCUUGACGGCUACAUGAACAUUGCGCUGGAACAGAGUGAGGAGUACCUGAAUGGGCAGCUCAAGAACAAAUAUGGAGAUGCCUUCAUCAGAGGAAACAAUGUCCUCUACAUAUCCACUCAGAAAAGAAGAGGAUAAUCAGAUAAUCAUCAUUUUCUACUCAUAGAUAAUUAAGUUCUAAUGUCUGAUUAUGCUGCCUGUAUGUUUUACAGGAUAUAUUGCUUAAGGCUUGCACUUACAUUUAAGUUUCUUACCAAGCAUGAAAAGUGUUUCCUUAAAUUUUAACAGGAAACAUUUGUAUGUGGGUAUUUGAUUUGUAAUCUUUGGCUGGAUAAUAUUAAGCAUCACAAAAUGGAAAAAAAAUGUGAUACUUUUGGCAAACAUGAUAUUUUCAUAAGAUUGGAUGAGAGCUCUUUUGAAAUGUGUUGUAUUUCUUUUUGUGAAAUACAAAGGAAUGCAUGACACUCAUGCAGUGCGGGAAUAAAAUGCUAUGAAUA
Molecule: messenger RNA, 706 nt
Organism: Scylla paramamosain (green mud crab)
Lineage: Eukaryota; Metazoa; Arthropoda; Malacostraca; Decapoda; Portunidae
Product: U6 snRNA-associated Sm-like protein LSm6
Exons: 3
Coding region: 27-347 (106 amino acids)
Biological process (GO): maturation of SSU-rRNA; mRNA splicing, via spliceosome
Cellular component (GO): sno(s)RNA-containing ribonucleoprotein complex; P-body; U4/U6 x U5 tri-snRNP complex
Molecular function (GO): RNA binding
Source: RefSeq, a predicted model, not a curated record